This is a messenger RNA of Triticum urartu, 3532 nucleotides long. RefSeq names its product protein RKD4. Gene Ontology annotation, biological process: RNA modification. Gene Ontology annotation, molecular function: DNA-binding transcription factor activity; protein binding; RNA binding. Lineage: Eukaryota; Viridiplantae; Streptophyta; Magnoliopsida; Poales; Poaceae. The record is from RefSeq and is a predicted model, not a curated record.
CGGACAAUCGCACAGUUGAACUCACCACGUACCCAGAGUCCCGGACCGCCGGAUCCUUUGAAUCCUGAUGCGGAGAUGGCCGCCUCCCAUCCAAGGCGUCGCCCCCCGCCGCGCGGCGGCCGCGGCCACGGUUGCACCCCCCACCAGCGAGCUGGUCCGGCAACACAACCGCUCCCUCGCGGCUCUUCUCCGCCGCGGCCGCCUCGCCGCAGCUUGGCGCCUCUUCGACGCUCUCCCAGUCCGCAACGUCGUGACCUGGAACUCGCUCUUAGCGGCGCUAGCCCGCCGCAGCGACGUAAGCGCUGCCAGCGCCUUUUUCGCCUCCAUGCCCGUCCGGGACGUUGUGUCAUGGAACACUCUCCUCGCCGCCUACUCCCGCUCGUCGCACUCCCACCACCUCGCCGCCGCGCGCCGCCUGUUCGACGAAAUGCCGCAGCGCGACGGCGUCACGUGGAACACCCUCCUCAGCGCCUAUGUGCGCCGCGGGCUCAUGGGCGAGGCCGGGAAGCUGUUCGACGAGAUGCCGCAGAGGAGCGUCACUUCUUGGAACACGAUGGUCACCGGGUUCUUUGCUGCUGGUCAGGUGAGCAAGGCCCUCGACAUGUUCAAUGCGAUGCCUGUGAAGGACUCUGCGUCGCUGGGCACACUGGUGUCUGGGUUAGCCAAGAAUGGCCGGUUGCAUGAGGCAGAGGAGCUGUUGACAAAGCGCUUGACGGUGACAGACAUGGGCAAGGCUGUUGAUGCUUACAACACACUCAUCGCUGCGUAUGGGCAAGUUGGGAGGGUGGAUGAUGCCAGAAGAUUAUUUGAUAUGAUACCCAGAGGUCAGAAUCAGCACCAGAUGAGCAAUAUGAGGGUGUUUCAGAGAAAUGUUGUGUCAUGGAACACAAUGAUGAUGUGCUAUACCAGAACUGGAGAUGUUUGCUCAGCUAGGAUGCUGUUUGAUGAGAUGCCGGCUAAGAACUUGGAAUCGUGGAACACUAUGGUUGCUGGGUAUGCCAAGGUGUCCAAUAUGCAGGAAGCAGAGAAGCUGUUUUGGGAAAUGCCAGACCCUGAUAUGGUGUCCUGGAAUUUAAUAAUACGAGGAUUCACACAGAUAGGAGAGGUUGAGCAUGCCCGUGGAUUUUUUGAUAGGAUGCCAGAGCGUGCAAUCAUCUCCUGGAAUACAAUGAUAUCAGGUUAUGAACAAAAUGGGGACUAUGAUGGUACAAUUGAGCUAUUUUCAAAGAUGCUAGAAGUUGGUGGGACGCCUGACCGGCACACCUUCUCUUCAGUUCUAGCAGCAUGUGCGUCGAUCCCUAUGUUGCCCCUUGGAGCUCAGCUCCACCAACUUAUUGAGAAGUCGUUUCUGCCAGAUACUGCAACUAGCAAUGCCCUUAUAACAAUGUACUCCAGAGGCGGGGCAAUAACUGAUGCGGAAGCCAUCUUCAAUCAGAUGCGUACGCAAAAAUGUUUAGUGUCUUGGAAUGCACUGAUUGGAGGUUAUGAACACCAUGGUCGUGCUACAGAAGCCUUGCAGCUGUUCGAAGAAAUGAGGAGAGCCGGGGUUAUGCCAACACACAUAACUUUCAUUUCUCUUUUGAGUGCAUGUGGAAAUGCUGGCCUUGUCUCUGAAGGAUGGAGGGUUUUCCACACCAUGGUCCAUGAGUAUGGCAUUGCUGCUAGGAUUGAGCACUACUCAGCACUUGUAAAUCUCAUAGGUCGACAUGGUAAGCUUGAUGAUGCAUUGGAGGUAAUCAAUAGCAUGCCAAUUGCUCCGGACCGAUCUGUGUGGGGAUCUUUCCUCGGAGCAUGUACGGCGAAGAAGAAUGAACCACUGGCUCACAUGGCUGCAAAGGAAUUAUCCAAGAUUGAUCCCGAGAGUUCUGCUCCAUAUGUUCUGAUUCAUAACUUACAUGCUCGUGAGGGAAGGUGGGGAAGUGCAUCUCUGGCAAGGGAAGAGAUGGAACGGCAAGGUGUUCACAAGCAUGCCGGGUACAGCUGGAUUGAUUUGCACGACCAGGUGCAUGUCUUCAACGCAGGAGAUACCUCACAUCCCUUUAUCCAGGAGAUAUAUUCAGUCCUAGAAUGUUUUGACAUGUCAUCCAGAGAUUGGAGCUAGACGUGGGCUUAUUUUGCUGGCUUUGUAAGGCGGCAGUUGCACAAGCCAAAAAACAUGGGGAUAAGCCAGGCAACUCAAGUGAGUUUGUAUUACUCCCACUUAUCUGGUACACAUGUGUUUUGAUACUUACUUUUAAGUGUUGUUUCACAUCUAAUCACGAACCACGUUGUCACAUUAUCUCUCUCAAAAACACGUGUGCAAGGCCUGGUUGAACAGAUCCCACAACAGGUGCAUUCAAAGAUUGGCACAUAAGUUACUCUUCUAGUAUCAUCAUUUUGUUUAUGCCUUCUAAAUAAGCAUAUAAUGUUGUGUGCUUGAUUACCUGUUUAUGAAUCAUCUCUCCUCUGACAUAACACUCGCUCCCCAAAUUCUAAUUUUUUUUUUUCAAAAACGGAGGCAAAAGAUUUGCCUCAUAUAUUAAUUAAGGAGAUAAUAGAGUUUUACAGAUAGCCCUCAACUAAACAGUAUUUGACUUUGGUUAAAAUCCCAUAUUGUAGAUCGUCACUUGUAAUUUCAACAUGCUAUUCUGAAACAGAGACAUGCUUCCGUCGCACCCCACGCCAGCUUUGAUCUUUUCUUAUCCGCUCGUCUACCACCGCUUUGUCUCCCUUCCAUUUCAUGUCUCCAUCUAUCUUCUCUGGUGCUACGGAAGGACAGAGCGCUCACCUCGGUUGGGCGAGUAGUAACCGGAGGCGAGGACCGGGUGCUUGACUCGUUCAAUGGUGGGGAUGAUGGAUGUGUUUUCUUCUCACCUGCUUGAGGUCGCCAUGGCCAGCUGCGAUGAUUGGGCACCAAGAUUCAGUCAAUUACGCAGAGUACGGAGGUGAUGACUGCACAUCCGACUCGCUCGAGGAUGCCAUGCCUAGAAGCGAGGCCUGGGCGCUCAACUUAGUUGAAGACGAGGAUGACGAAUGUGAUGACUACACGGCCACACUAACGGUGGCAUGGCCAGAGGCGAGGUCUAGGUGCCACCGAAUGAGUCGGGCGCCCAGGAGUAACAUACUCCCCACUAUGGCUAGUCUAAAGCUGAACAGGAGCGAAAACAAAUUUCAUGAAUAUCAAUUCGAUUAAAUGUUAUCUACUCCAUGAAAGUCUUACAGUUCCAAGAAGUAUAAAUAUUAUCUCUGGAAAACAAAACAUGCAGACUCUAGCUGAAAACUUUUGAUUAGCCAUACUCAGUGCACGGACCCCCAGGCAUGUUCCGCCAUUACCAAAACUAAUUAUUAAUUACUCCCUUUUCUGUAACUCCCGAUCCAUUAGCUACUCUUGGAAUUAAUUUCUUGCAUGAUUUCCAAUAUUAUUAGCCGUUUCCAUCUACCUAGUGAUACAAGCAUUUAAGAGCUGGGUUUGCCUUUCAUCCGCUCCAUAUAUACUCCUUCCGUCUCCCAUAAGAGUAUUUGGCUGCCCAUGUUCUAGAUCUCUCUAGAAAGA